This is a messenger RNA of Hypanus sabinus (Atlantic stingray), 1013 nucleotides long. It is a transcript of the gene c29h22orf23, whose product is annotated as chromosome 29 C22orf23 homolog. The transcript is spliced from 6 exons. Bases 73 to 774 code for a protein of 233 amino acids. Lineage: Eukaryota; Metazoa; Chordata; Chondrichthyes; Myliobatiformes; Dasyatidae. The record is from RefSeq and is a predicted model, not a curated record.
UCCGUAGCAACGGGCCUAACGCCUGUGGCGGGUCUGGGCCGAGCCUGAGGGACGGCGUCGAAGUUGGUCGAGAUGUCUGGUCAGCAGGGAGCGGAGAAAGUGCACACGGGCAGUGGGUUCUGGAACUGCGCCAAAGCCUCGUACAGCAAGGAGACUGUGGACGCGCUGAGGGGAUUUCUGACUUUCCUCAUCUGUCUUGACACAGUGAUGAUGCAGGAAUCCAAACUGAAUCUGUUCCAACAGAGGCAGCUAAACAGAAGGCUCCAGGAGGGUGAUUCUUUACCAGUGAAUUGUAAUCCCACAUCCAGCCAGGUGUCAGAGCCCACUCCUCUGCCACCAGCUCCAUCUCUCCGAGCCGACCUCUUCUCCAAACCACAACUACGUCCUGCGGAAAGUUGCCGUGCCGGUGGCGCAUACCAACGAGAAAAAUUUAGGCCUCGACCAACAAGAAACUUGGAGAAGGAAAAGCAACGCCUGCAGAAUAUCAUGGCUACUGGGAAGGAUGGUCCAAUGCCAGACAAGAAACAAAGACCAAAGGAGGAGGAAGAAGAGAAGCCAGAAAUUGACCGGUUCGACGAGCUAUGUAAUGAGAUUGAAGAGAGAAGGCAGUUCCUGGAGCAAAUGGAAUCCUUUGGCCGAGGGAAGGAAUUCCGUGGAAUCAUUCACGCAGAAAUUUCCCAGAAAAUCCAGGAGAUGAAGGAGAUCGACAAGAAGAGGAGCAGUGAAUUGAGGCAGCAAAUGGAGAUGGACAAGAAGAAGGGGGAAUCUGCUUGAUCAUAGUCUUAUACUAGAUAUCAAAAUAGUGUCUAAAGAAUUAAAAAUUACCUGAAAGACUCAUUUCAUAAAAACAUUUACAGCUCCACCUUCCUUAGGCAGAGUCUGAUCCCACGCAGGAAGUGCCCUCUCUGUAUGAAUGGGAUGGGAGAAUGAAAGGUCAGUGUUUGUUCUUUUUCCACCUGAUAUCAUUUGUAAGAUAAGAAAUGCAGAGUUAAAAAAGCAAUGAACAUCGACAA